UGGGGUACUUUUCAAUUAUGCCCUUUAAUAAUCUGGAAUUUGUUAAAUAGAGUUAAAUAGAUUGCUAUGGCUAAAUAGAUUGCUUGAUCAUUUUGUGAAGAGUUGGUACUCUUGUUUUCAUAUGAACUAAAAUCAAAAACGCAACAUACAAUUGUUGAUUUUGCUUGCUCGUGGCGAUGUGCUAUAACAGUUCCGUGCUUGAGAAUAAUUUUAACGUUCUUAAGAAACUGAUGAUUAAACUGAGGAGGGUGAUGAUGGUGAUUAUAGUGAUGAUGAUGAAAAAUCACAUUUGUGUUUAUUGGAUUUUUGCACACUAUUGUAUAUGAUAAUGCCCGUCCGGCCUCAUCGGAACGUCCGUUCUGGAUUGUUCUAAAAAGUGCAGAUCCAGCCAAGUGUGCAGAUGCUCCUACAGUUCUGCCUUGCAUAGAACACAUUUUAUUGAACAAUGUCACAUGUUCCUCUACCACGCUACGCAGACUGUUCAGCACACUGUUGACAUUCAAUCAUGAAGUGUAUGUUAAGCUGAAAAAAUGUAAAAUAACAUCGUGUAUACAGGACGCAGACAGACGGCAAUAUGGAAACGAAGUCGUUAUAUUAACGUGUUUCAAUAAUAGAUCAAACAUGCUCGAUAUUAAGAAUGGAAGUCCCGGUCUGUGGGAGGCUCUUUAUGGUCUGAACAUCAAGGCCUUAAGGCUUCGAGUUUUGAACGUGAAUCACGCAGCAUGUUUGUCGCAAUCAAUAUCAUCUUUCAAACAUAUGGAGAGUAUUGAAUUGGAUGAUCGCAGUCUCGGUCUUUUAAACGCUCUUCGUGGUCUGAAUAUCAAGAGUCUGAGUCUGAGUGGUUGGUUUGAAGGUUUGAACGUGCACAAUGUAGAGUCGUUGUCGCAGGAACUAUCAUCGCUCACUCACCUAGAAACGCUUAGUAUUGACGUGCAUUAUGCCAGUCCCAUUCUGUGGAAGGUUUUAUGUGGUCUAAAUAUCAAGACGCUGAGUCUGAGUGGUUGGUUUAAAGGUUUGUACGUGAACCACGUAGAGUCGUUGUCGCAGCAACUAUCAUCGCUCCAACGGCUGGAAACGCUUUCAAUAUAUAUGCGAAAAUAUAUCAACAUACAGCUUCCUCAUUCAUUAAAGUAUUUAAAUAUCUAUUGCUAUGCAUCGCUACCAUCCGAACUACGCGAACUUGUUGACACACUGUCUGGAUGUACUCAGACAGUUGAGAGUAAGCUGGAAUUCGGUUGUGCUUCUUUUGACGAUUGCCGUUUAAAACGAAUCCCAUCGGAUGAAUACAUUGUCAUCCAGCAGGAACUGGAGACGCUGAAGAAUGUUGCAGUGAAACGAUUCCGAAUAUUAUACCGCAAAACUAAGAUCAAUGGGAGUGAUGAUGUUGCAGAAUCUGCCUGGUAUGAACGUGACGCUGUUGGUGUGGAUGACGAUUAUUGGGAAGAUGAUAACAUUGCAGAUAAUGCAUAUACAUGCUUCGUUAGGAAAUUGGAUGAAGGAAUUAUCAAUCGAAUUUCUUUGCGACUUCUGAUCACUCCAGCCUCAAACUCAUAAAUCAAUACAUGCGGUUUAAACACACGAUUAUCAUGUUAACAAAUGCAUUAUUUGUGUAUGGGAGAAUUUGUGUAAAUAAGAAUAAUAUUUUUCACGUAGAUUGAUGCAGUCAUUUUUGUCGAACAUUAUAUUUAGACGUCAUAUUAAAUGAUUGAAAUUAAAGAAGAAUGUGACGUCAUUUUAUAUAGCAGCUUCAGAGCAAAUAAAACGGUAGCAAGCAUAAAUAAAAAAAUCGUUAUCUUUUUGUUUGGUUUUGUUUCGUGUAAAUUUUAUUGAACAUAUUUGAAUAAUUACUAACUGAAGUAUUACUAACAUGUGUACAACCACCACAGGAUUUAAAC
Dreissena polymorpha is the source of this 1895-nucleotide messenger RNA. RefSeq lists its product as uncharacterized. NCBI's taxonomy places the organism in Eukaryota, Metazoa, Mollusca, Bivalvia, Myida, Dreissenidae. The transcript is spliced from 2 exons. Bases 622 to 1554 code for a protein of 310 amino acids. The record is from RefSeq and is a predicted model, not a curated record.